Messenger RNA from Apis florea (little honeybee), 811 nucleotides. RefSeq lists its product as uncharacterized. The record is from RefSeq and is a predicted model, not a curated record. Lineage: Eukaryota; Metazoa; Arthropoda; Insecta; Hymenoptera; Apidae.
GUGAAAGGGGUCCGUAUGCAAUGCAACCGUUGUACCCCCGCCUCAUCCUGGCUCCUUGGGCCUGGGCAGGGCACCGCUAUAAAAGCAAACCACGUCGCCCCUCAGAUACGUAGUGUUUUCCCGUGUACUGCACAAGAAAAAUCACCCACAAUGAAGUUCGUCAUUGUCCUUUUCGCCGCUAUGGCUGUUGCCAGUGCUUACCCUGGAUACUUACACGCGCCGGUACACGCUCCGGAAGUCCACCAAGUGCUCCAGAUUCCGCAACAACCGGCUAUUCCACCCCCACACCCCCAGCCCCUGAACAUUAAGAUCCCGCAUGUGCCAACCGUGAAGAUCCCAUACCAUGGACCCAAGGUCGCGACACCGCACCUCAUCGGCGUCGAGCACUACGUGGAGCCUCAGAUAAAGGUGGUGAAGGCCGCCCCCAUCUCCCAUCAUCCUUGGGAUUAAAGUUCCGCACGGCGCCAACUGAACUCGCUGGCCCAGGGUGAGCGUCCAUCCUGGACGAGCCGUCCACGAGGUGCAUCUGGAGUAGCGACGCUUCACGAAUAACGAUAACCAUGGCCAACAUCGAAAUUUUCCUGGCGGGAAAGAAGCUCGAGACGAUAUACAUUUGAAGCAUCCGACCGUUUGCCAACGCUCGAGUUCUUCGUUCUCGAGGGAAACUGACCCCUCCCCUCUUCUAGAAAAAUCGAUCGAGGAAAAAUCAUAUUGACGGAGGAGGGAGAAAGUAUCGUCGAUCAGUAUUAUCCAACGAAGAAACGAUGAACGAGGAACGUCGAGGUUACGGAUCCACGAUCACGAGGAUCAA